AUGAGUAAUAUUAAUAACUCAGCUUUUCCUGAUAAUAAUAGAGAGACUCCUACUACGCCACAUAUACAAGCAGAAAUAUUAAACGUAAAUGUAAAUGGUCCUACAACUAGUAUUGCUAAUCAUUUAAGAACAAAACAUCGAAUAAUUGAAGAAAGAGCUGAAGGAGCAGAAAUUAUUCUACCAGAUUUUGAAAAUAUAAUAAUUUAUUAG
Molecule: messenger RNA, 210 nt
Organism: Funneliformis geosporum
Lineage: Eukaryota; Fungi; Glomeromycota; Glomeromycetes; Glomerales; Glomeraceae
Source: the annotation of a GenBank genome assembly